UUUAUUUGUUUGUGUUUUAGUUGGUUAUGUUUGUAUUUCGUUAUGUUCUGUUUAUUGUCAGAUAUAUACAUAUCUAUGUAUGUUUAUUGUGAGAUGUAGUAACUAUAGCAACCGCGGCGCCCAUUGCUUUAUGUUGCCAGGAACUACCGUGACACGCUUAGAAUAAACAUUUAGGUAAGGGUGACAGUUAAGACGUUUGUUGCAACGCUCUUAAAGAAAUCCCUUGCCUCAGGGAAUUUUUUCCCCUCAGGGAUAACCCUAAAUCAAAUUACUUAAGGACUUUCAUUCAACCGGGCCCAGGCUACACGAGACUAUCCAGGUACUGACCAGGCUCAACCCUGCUUAGCUGCAGAGGGCAACCAGUCUUGGGCUGCAGCGUGAUAUGGCUGUGGCUUUGCUUUAUUGCUCUUUAUGAGUUUUAUAUUUAUUUGUUUUGGACUAACAGAGAAACUUAAAAACACUUCCUGUGUGAUUAAGUGAGAUAAGGCAGAGAAGUUUCGUUUCUAAAUAAAAAGCCCUCACAGGCGUGGCGUAAUUCAGAGGGAAAGCCUUUAAAAACCAGCAGAGGAAAGAUCUCUCAGUCUUCACAAGACACAGCAGAAGAACAUCACACUUUUCUCGAGGACAUAAACCUCAGAAAAUGGAAACUACAGCAAACUUCAUCCCAAGAAAAAAUGCUCGCCGAGCAGUAGAGAUAGUCUGUGAGGGAAAAUUCAUUGCAAUUAAAGAUUUGAAAAUAAAUGAUGACAUAAAAAGAGAAACUAUUUCCCGUUAUCUUUCAAAAGACAUCCCCGAAUAUCCAACUCCUGUUGAAUUUCACAUCACAGAAGUGGCUCACGUCACUAACAAGACAAGCCUUGAGGACAUUUGGGACUCAGAGGGAUUCGAGGGUCUUGAUAGAGAUUCGUUAUCAUGGUGGAGCCCGAAGAUUAACGAAGCAGAUAUAAGAGCAGCCGAGGAGCUUUAUCUCGAUAAAUUGUUCCCAGACAUUACCAAAGAAGAAAAAGCAGCUCAUCCACCGUUUCUGAGUGAAUUCACCACAUCACCCUUGUUCCUGAACAAAACCUCACGCUACGGCAACUUCCGCUUCACAUUUCCUCUGAAUGAACUGAUGGAAGCCUACAAGAAGCAGAAAUGUGAGGGUCAAGAGCCAGUUCUCCGGAUAUAUGAGACCAAACUUUUCAAACAAGAGAUUGAGUAUGUUGUUCUUGCUCACAGCCCUGAGUUCAAUGAGCAGUUCAAAGAUUUUCCACUGCUAACAUCCAGCCCAUGGGUUGCUUAUGACGGCCAUCGAAUCAUCUGGAAAGCCCAAGCCAUUUGUGAAACUCACAACUUCCAACUGGUAACCCGUGGAAAGACAGCAAUGCCAGAACCCUUGUAUUCACAUGAGUGGUAUGUGUGGGAUGAGGUUAGCCUUGUCUUUCACACCAAAGACGUUCUGACCAUCCCUAAAAGAAAGCUGAAGGCAAGCCUCAGUUGCUGUGAACUGGAUCAAGAUGUAAACCUUUCAAAAGGAGAAAACUGCUCUUCCCUUAAUGAAGCUGAGGAAUUAAUUAAAGGAUUGCAGUAUGAUGAUGAAAAAGAAGAUGAAAAAGAAGAACAUAAAUCCGCAGAGGUGAAAAUAGAAACGGACUAAAGUGUGCAAAUUAUGUAACAUAGUUUUGUGGCUUUGUAGGGUUUUGCUUUUUCUAACAAAUAGCUUGAGGUGAAAUUGUAAAUUAAUAAGAUAAAUAAAUAAAAGG
Messenger RNA from Onychostoma macrolepis, 1742 nucleotides. RefSeq lists its product as uncharacterized. The transcript has 2 exons. NCBI's taxonomy places the organism in Eukaryota, Metazoa, Chordata, Actinopteri, Cypriniformes, Cyprinidae. Bases 641 to 1636 code for a protein of 331 amino acids. The record is from RefSeq and is a predicted model, not a curated record.